ACGGAUAAUCAUUUAACAAGGAAAGGACAUUACGAUCGGGGUUAGUAUACAAUAAGUGACGAGUACGUGUGUGGGGGACGUUGGAUUAACAGGAAUCUGACGUAGUAAGGACACGUGGAAGGGUACCGAUUGGAGCGAGUACAGUGAUGUUUUUGACAAAUGGCCCCGGAGGGGGCGGGCAGGAAAAUGGACAAAACGGACAGCUGUACGCAAACGGGAGGAUACAAAACGGGGGAGGGAACCAGCAGUACACUGGCCAAAGCAACCCCGGAGAUGGAGGAGGACGUAACAGCAGUAGCGGAUGUUUUAACUGCGGGAAAAUGGGGCAUAUCGCCCACGAUUGCUGGUCAGCAAGGAGGGAUAGGGGUUGCGCCCCCCAACAAGGGGACCCAGAGUUGGAUGAGAUGAAGGAACAUUUUAGGCAGAUGAGGAGAGAACGACAGGAGAUGGAGGAGAAACGACGAAAAGAGGAAGAACGUAAGGCGAAAGAGGAAGAGGAGGUCAGGAGCAAUCAAGAUUUUGCCAGGAAAGCGAAAAAGUUCAAACUGCAACUUCGCACCGAACUCAUAGAGGAAUGGAGGAGGAGGACAGCUGAAGCAACUAAGGCAAUGGAGAAGAUUAGGACACCCAGGAAGAUCAAGGUUCUGAUACGCGGUGUGAAGAGCAAGCGGAAAGGCAAACAACAGAAGAGGAGGAGAAAGAAGGGAAGGGAGACUUCAGACGAAGAUACAGAGGAAGAAAGCGACACGGACGAAGAGUCUACAGACUCCACCACUUCGAAAUCGGAUUCGGAACCACGGCAAGCGAGGAGAAAGGCAAGGACAGGACGACAGAACAAAUGCCCCACAAGUAAACGAGCAAGUACGAAGGGCAAAGGAAGGAUUGGGGAUACCCCACCCAAAGUUCAUGAACUUGGCGAGUGCUCGAGGCAACGGAAGUCGGGACAGACGGAGGGGAGCAUGCAGGAGGUGGCAGAGGAGGCGGACGAACCUAUGACACCACUUACGGGUGGUUUCAAAGGCCUGUCCGCAGGAUGCUCACAGAAAGGACAGAUAGACUACUGCAUUUUUGCUCAUAAGAUCUGCUCUGCUAAGAAGGCACAUGCCUUAAGGAAGAUCUGUGAGAAGAAAUGUUUCAAAUACACGAAGAAACCUGAAGUCGUGGAGAUGUUUGCCAGACAACAAGUUCAACUGGCAUAUAAUAGCUUUGAAGACCAAACGGAGAUUGGAAGAUCUGCUGGGAAGACGAAAGCUUCUGGCUCUCCGCGGGAGGUGUUUACAAAGGACAGGUCUACAUCCGUCAAGCACACGACACGAGCGAUACCAGGACCUGAAGGAUACUACUGUGGAAUUCGCAAGUGGCCAGGAACGGAUGGAAGGAUGGAGGAGACUGAGACGGAGAUUGGGGACUCGACGAUGGAGAUUGGAGGGGAGAAUACACUACUCCAGCAUGCAAAACUGAAGCUACAACAGGGAGGCGAGAUAGUGCUGAAGAAGAUCGUGAAGGCGAAGGCGACGACAUAACGAAACAAGACCAUGCUGACGACAAUGCUGAAAAGACCAAGAGCGGACACGCAGAUGAUCAAGCUCCCGACUAAGAAGCUGAUCAAAUU
This is a messenger RNA of Chara braunii, 1612 nucleotides long. NCBI's taxonomy places the organism in Eukaryota, Viridiplantae, Streptophyta, Charophyceae, Charales, Characeae. The record is from the annotation of a GenBank genome assembly.